CAACCACACACUCGUUUACACAACCACCAUGGUAUUCGCUCAUUACUUAACAGCGGCUUUCACCGUCGCCACUUUGGCCGGUACCCCCGCUGCAAUCAAUCUCGACAUCACCAACGAACAAUCUAUCAAAAAUGCCGCCGCCACAGCCGCCUUCAACGCCAUGUCCUACUACACAGGCAAUCAGACCGGCCAGAUCCCCGGAAAAAUCAACCACACCUGGUGGGAAGGCGGCGUAUUAUUCGACACCAUGAUCCGAUACUGGUACUUCACCGACGACGCAUCCAACAACGCCGCCGUCAGCCAGGGCAUGUACCACCAACGUGGCGCCGGCAACGACUACAUGCCGAGCAACUGGUCCUCAUACAUCGCCAAUGACGACCAGAUGGCCUGGGGCCUUGCCGCCAUGACGGCAGCAGAGCUGAACUACCCCGAAGACGCUGGAAUGCCCUCGUGGGUGGAUCUAGCGGAGCGGGUAUUCGAUGUGCAAGCCGCCCGCUGGGACAACAACACCUGCUCCGGCGGUCUCCGGUGGCAGCUUUGGCCCUACCAAGCCGGAUACGCGAUGAAGAACGCAAUGAGUAACGGGGGUUUGUUCCAACUCGCUGCGCGGUUGGCGCGGUAUACCAACAACCAGACCUAUGUGGAUUGGGCAAACACGAUCUGGGACUGGAGUACAUCGCAUCUUGUUCAGGAGGGCAGUUGGAAUGUUGCUGAUAGUACUAAUACGGAAAAUGAUUGUACGACUCUGGGCAACAAUCAGUGGUCGUAUAACUACGCGGUGUUUCUGAGUGGCGCGGCAUAUAUGUACAACUACACAAACGGAGAGACCAAGUGGAAGACCGGCCUGGAUGGCCUUCUGAACACAACCUUGGGAACAUUCUUCCCCCAUAAAUAUGGCGGCGAAAUCAUGUCCGAGAUCCUCUGUGAACCUACACAAGUGUGCAACGACGAUGAGAUAAUUUUCAAAGGUCUCCUGGCAGAAAGUCUCACCUUCACGAGCAUGGUAGCGCCGUAUACAUCAUCGGACAUUCUUCCGCGCCUGCAAGGCUCGGCUGUUGGCGCUGCGAAGCAGUGCAGUGGCGGAAGUAGUAAGACAACCUGUGGACAGCGCUGGUACCAGUCGACCUGGGAUGGGGCGGAGGGCAUUGAGGAGGAAAUUAGUGCGACGAGCAUCUUCACGUCGAAUUUGGUGGUGUACAAACACCAGUCUCUGGCUACGAAGGCUACCGCGACAAAUGGAACCUCCGGCUCCACAGGUACGGAGAGUGGUAAUGGAACGACUACUGCCAGCACGACAGCGGGAAGCAACAGUGUAGUUCCGACAAACGGUGCCAAUUCUCUCGCUUAUGGACCCCUUGGUGUUGCUGCCGCUAUUCUUGCGGGUGUUGUUGCCAUUGCUUAAACGGUUCAAUACGGCUUGCAUAGAUAGACUGAUUAUCCGAGUUUGGCCCAGCCAGGGCGCUCUUGCCAGGCUAUGUGAUUUGCACAGGUGAAAGCCUUUCACAUAUUCAAUAUUACUAUUGUGCAAUAAGAAAUUUACCGUCGCUUCUUGGCCCGUCCUCUGAAGUCGGUCGACAAUCAUUCCUGAGAAGCAAAAGAAAUUUCGGUCAUAAUUGUCCGUUCAGCUUUACAGCCCCAAACGAUGGAUUUGGCGUCCAUAAACCGCAAGAGCAGGAUCUAGGCAGCAUUCCAGGCAACAUACCUUUAUCUGCUAAUGCUAUUGGCUGGACAUCUGACACGAUGAUUUAAUCCCACCAUUCAUAGCCUUUGAAACAUCUAAGAAGCACACUAGGAUGAGUCUAAUUCCACCGGCGAAUCAAAUUCAGCGUUCUCUUCCUCAACACGAGCCCGAUCCCACUCUCGGUCUUUGCGAUGAUCGCAAAACCCGCUUGAAAAAGCUUCACACUACCCACUUA
This is a messenger RNA of Aspergillus welwitschiae, 1916 nucleotides long. RefSeq names its product glycoside hydrolase family 76 protein. Lineage: Eukaryota; Fungi; Ascomycota; Eurotiomycetes; Eurotiales; Aspergillaceae. The coding region runs from base 29 to 1402 and encodes 457 amino acids. The transcript is spliced from 3 exons. Gene Ontology annotation, biological process: carbohydrate catabolic process; fungal-type cell wall biogenesis. Gene Ontology annotation, molecular function: mannan endo-1,6-alpha-mannosidase activity. The record is from RefSeq and is a predicted model, not a curated record.